Molecule: messenger RNA, 1777 nt
Organism: Phaeodactylum tricornutum CCAP 1055/1
Lineage: Eukaryota; Bacillariophyta; Bacillariophyceae; Surirellales; Neidiaceae
Exons: 3
Coding region: 22-1428 (468 amino acids)
Biological process (GO): regulation of transcription by RNA polymerase II
Molecular function (GO): DNA binding; DNA-binding transcription factor activity
Source: RefSeq, a predicted model, not a curated record
UUCUUCUCGUUUUCGUUCACCAUGCGAUUUCCAGCCGCUUCAGUGGCAGUGGAUAGCACCCCACAGCUUCGACUGUUACAAAUGAAAGAUUCCCACGAGACUUAUUCGACUGUGCAACUCGUCCACUCGCCUCUGCCCGAGAAAGGUCCAAAUUCUGUGCUGGUCGAUGUCCCCCAACAAAUUUCACGUAGAAAGCCUACUGCAGAACAGUCGUUCGUUUCAGGAUCGGACUCCAGCCGGUCGUCUACGAAGUCUAGUUCCGGGUCUAGACCAGUCAUGACAACUACUGCCGAUCCUAAUAUUGUUACAGCUGCUUCUACAGAAUCAGUCUCCUCGUCGCCAAAAUGGCUGCCAAAGAAGGCAGACACCGACGACCGGGUACAAAGAAGUCGCGAACGCAAUCGCAUCCACGCUCGAAAGACCCGCCAACGCAAAAAGGAACAAAUGCAGAGCUUGGAGGGUCGAGCUACGGAUCUCAAGCAUGAGCAAAUUCGUUUAAAACAGAUCAUUAACGAAAAGAACACGGCGAACAUUCUGGUGGGGCUCUUUUCAAAAGGACAAUCACAGUCUCCGAACGAAGACCCGCGUGUGGAAGCGCUGAUGUACCGCUCUGUCGAAGAAAUACCCGACCCCUCCAAGAUUCCCGAACUGCCGGCGCUCAUUCUCCCUGGUCAGCAUGCUUCCAAGAAAAUCAAGGUCGCAGUGCCAGUGGUAGCGGCUAGCCCCCAAUCGAUGUCCGACGGUGGCGGCGAAGAGGUUGCUUCUACAUCCGAUGUGUCUGGUGAUGAACAGCAAGUGCCGGAUGACGGUAUUGACUACGAUCUCUUGGGCAAGGACAGAUCCAAGUGUACUCCGGAAGAACUCGAUCAAAUUCGACGGGAACGGAACCGAAUGCACGCCAAACGCACCAGGGAUCGCAAGCGGAUCUUUACGGAAGAAAUGGCCGAAAUGUGUCGGAUUCUCGAAGAGGAAAACCAUCUGCUGAGGGUGCAUUUGGGGGGACUGGAUUCCGAUUUCAAGUCGGAGUCUACCACUACUUCGACACACGUCGUGGAUAGAAUUGACUCGGUCCUAUCGACCCCAACUUUAGCAUCGUGUGCUCCUCCUCAAGAUAUGGUCAGCGUGAGCUUGAGUCCGAGCCAACUUCCAAGCAAGCCAUCCACAAAGGAAGUCGCCUUCAAUCAGCUCCAGACCCUGCUGGAUGUUGCUGGUUCGUUUGAAAGACAACAGCGUGAAGCAGAAAGAAAGGUUCCACAGAUGUGCAGUAUUUCGGCGGCCUCCGAUACAAGUACCUCUGAUAGCAGCCAUCAUCACCGGCAGCGUAGAUGUCACAAAGGCGACAGCGAUCGGCCUGUCAAACGCCAGCGUUAUCAAGUACCGCGAUCCAUUACUACCACGACUUCUCUUGCAGCCCCUGUGGGUUGGUGAGAUGAACGCACCCUUAUGUCAUCCGUACAUCAGCCAAUUCAUGCUGCAGUCUGUCCAAAGGUAUCGCAACACAUCCUUUUGUCAGCCGCGCAUCAUUUCAUGCUGCAGUCUGAGCAAAUGCACCACAACUUGUCCAUUCUGUUAUUAUCUUCCGUCCCCAAUGUUUUCGGGUUUUGUGUUUCUCGCACCACUGCGAAUCAUUCUACAUGCACGUCCAUCACUUUUAGCAUCUUGUGCUCCCUUCGCCUCACAUUCAAUUCGUACCCCACAUCCCUCAUAGACAUUUUCCCCUCUCUACCACCCUACAAUACAAUAACCAUAACACUAACACACGACUCAUUUCCGAAAA